GCAGGAGCAGGCUGCCAGGCAGGCCGGGUGUCAGUGAGCCAUGGAGGGGAGCAGGAAGGCCGGUGCCCCCACCCUGCAUGGCCGCGGCAGCUGACAUACUCAGCGGACUGGGGUCUUCAGGAGCACCUGGCACCUGGCCUAGGCCCCCACACCCCCUCCAUCGGACAGCCACUGCGGGGCACAGGAGAAGCCUCCCUCCACAGCAGAUGGUCUCCACACUCCGCUUGUCCUGUACCCACCGCCUGUGACCCCACAUCUUUCUGCCAGGACAAGCAGUGCACACCGCACGGCCAUGGGUCUCCGAGCAGGUGGUCAGGUGAACCCAGGCCUCGCCCUCCUCGUGUGGCUCACAGCCCACUGCUCUUGUCCCCAGGCCCAGGGCUCCUCCCAGGGAGGGCUGGAGGCCAGCGGGGAUGACCUGUGGGGCAGCGCCAAUACCUCCCUCCUGCACGGCUUCUGGUGCCAGCCGGCCAGCCAGCUGUCCCGGGACCAGCUUUCCACUCUCAUCCAGGGGAUGGCGUCCCAGCAGGUCCCCCUCAGGGCCUGGCAGCUCAGCUGCCUGGCCAACCUGGCCACACGGCACGGCCUCCAGGACAACUUCGAGCUCCACCCCCCCAACCUGCUGCUCUUCUACAACCUGACACAGGUAAGGGAAGCCACCUGCCGGGCCUUCACCCGCCGCGCCGCCCAGGGGGACACGGAGCUGCUUGCCAACCUGCCAGACCAGAGGUCCGCCCUACAGCACACGGCCUUGGCCUGUCUGGGAGCACCCCACCGACGGCUCAAUGCCUUGGACCUGCUGCUCCUUGGGGCCCUGGUGUGUGACAUGCACGCGUCCCGCAUUGAAACCGCAGACCCGCAUGUGCUGGAGAACUUGCAGCGCUGCCACCAGCUGACAGCCCCCCAGCAAGCUGCCCUCAACUCGCUGCUGGCCGGUGGCAAGACCGUGCUGGGGCCUCCCGGUUCCUGGAACCUGGAGGGGCUGCAGGCCCUGGGAGCCCUGGCCAGCUACAUCAGCUCCAGCCUGUGGGUGCAGGUGCAGGAGGCCGUGGGCCUGGCCUUCUUCAGCAGCAUGGUGGCCACGUACCGAGCUGGGCAGCUCAGCCAGGGCAAUGCCAGGCGCUUCGUCACAGGCUUUCUCAAGGCCAAGGCCAUGUCAGUGUCCUCUCGACCCAAGCGGGGCACAGGUCAACCCUGCGUCCGUGGGGACAUCACGGCGGCCACACUCCUCGACGACCUUUUCCUGGUGCGCUACGACUGCAUGCAGCUCGAGUCCUGCCUGGGGAGCCACGUGCUCCAGGCCAACCUGGACCCGCUCUUACAGCACCCGCUCCCGGCAGAGUGCCAGCGCGUCGUCAAGGCCAAGCUGGCUCGGGUAUACCCGCACGGUGUCCCCGAGGAGCAGCUACGACUCAUCACUUCGCUGGUCUACCUCUACUCCCGCUCAGAGAUCAGCCAGUGGAACAUCACGUCCAGGGACACGGUUGUGGCCCUGCUGGCCUCAGACGUGGCCCUGGAGAACCAGACCGAGGCUGUCCUACAGAAAUACCUGGACCACAAUGGCACCAUCACCAGCGCCCUGCUCAUGGCCAUCGGGGGCUCCCGUCUCUGCUGGAUGAGUGCCCGGCAGAUCCAGGCCAUCAGGCCAGUGGAGUUCCGGCGGGCUGGGGCCCUGGAUAUCUCCUCCUGCCCGCAGAGCCGGAAGGACGCACUCUACACCAAAGCCCGCGAGGCCUUUGGCAGCACCAGGAACACAGCUAGCUACUACCGCUUCAUGCGCCCCUACCUCGGAGGGGCCCCCGUGGAGGAGCUGCGGCACCUGGCCCAGGCCAACGUCUCCAUGGAUAUCGACACCUUCACCAACCUGAACCCCCGAGUGCUGCAGAGCCUGAGUGUCGGCAAUGUGACCACCCUGCUGGGCCAGAAUGUGGGGGACCUGCAGAAGGCCCGCAGCCACCCCACCAUCAGCUCCUGGCUCCGCAGCCUCAACACCUCGGCCCUAGGAGAGCUGGGCCUGGACACAGACACUGCCGGCCCCACCGGCCCGGCCCGCUCCACCACGGGAAUCCCGGACACCACUCCCUGGGUGUCCCAUCUAGCCCCCACCUCGGGCCAGCGGGGGAACAACGCCCCCACUUCCGGCAGCGCACCAGCCCACCUGCAAUACUGGCUACUCGCUGCAGCCCUGCCCUCAGGCCUCCUGUGGCUGCUGUACUGGGGCAUCCCGGGGCCCAGCCAGGACUGCUCCCAGGGCACCUGCACCAAGGCCUCCAAAGACAGCGCUGGCCCAGCGCCACAGGCAGAGAAACUGGGGCUGGAAGGUGGAGCUAGACACCUGCUCAGGCCCCCACCCAGGCUCCAGGGCCAGAGGACCUGGCCAUGUCCCACUUCCUAGGGGCCAACAGGGCUGGUCCCCACUCAUACCCAGCUUCCAGGACAUGGAGCUGGAAUGACGACCUGGGCCCAUGCUGUGGCCAGCCCCAUACAGGUGGCAGAGAUGCUGCCCCAAUCCUCUGGCCUCCCCCAGGAUGAAGAACUGGUACGGGGGAGGGGGCCUUGAUGACUGAUUUGAAUAAAAGACAAG
Messenger RNA from Mustela lutreola (European mink), 2584 nucleotides. Its product is annotated as mesothelin-like protein. The transcript has 16 exons. Gene Ontology annotation, cellular component: cell surface. Lineage: Eukaryota; Metazoa; Chordata; Mammalia; Carnivora; Mustelidae. Bases 293 to 2395 code for a protein of 700 amino acids. Gene Ontology annotation, biological process: cell-matrix adhesion. The record is from RefSeq and is a predicted model, not a curated record.